This is a messenger RNA of Candidozyma duobushaemuli, 1596 nucleotides long. It is a transcript of the gene URK1, whose product is annotated as uridine kinase. Lineage: Eukaryota; Fungi; Ascomycota; Pichiomycetes; Serinales; Metschnikowiaceae. Gene Ontology annotation, molecular function: kinase activity; ATP binding. Gene Ontology annotation, cellular component: cytoplasm. The coding region runs from base 1 to 1596 and encodes 531 amino acids. The transcript has a single exon. The record is from RefSeq and is a predicted model, not a curated record.
AUGUCAGCGGCAUUGUCGAUGUCCAACGGAACCUACGAUGUACCAAGCCAGGUAUCUCUACAGAGCAGAUCACCAGGAGUUUCCACAUAUAUUCCACCUUGGACCGAGCCGUACAUUAUUGGGGUUGCUGGCUUUUCUGGAUCAGGAAAAACCAGUAUUGCUCAGAAGGUUAUCCUGGAGUUGAAUCAGCCUUGGACUGUGCUCUUGCUGUUCGAUAACUUCUACAAACCAUUGACGCCCGAGCAAUCCAAACAGGCAUUUGCAAACAACUUUGAUUUCGAUGAGCCCGGCUCUAUUGAUCUUGAUCUUAUUGUAGAGACCAUCAAGUCUCUCAAACAAGGCAAAAAGACCGAGAUUCCCGUCUACUCCUUCACGCACCAUAACCGAUUAGACAAGACCAUAACUAUUUACGGUGCCAACGUCAUCAUCAUGGAGGGAAUCUAUGCUCUUUAUGACCAGCGCUUAUUGGACCUCAUGGAUAUCAAGAUCUUCGUUGACACUGACCUUGACGUGUGCUUAGCCCGUAGACUUACUCGAGACAUCUUGUAUCGAGGAAGAGACUUGGCUGGAGCACUCAAGCAGUGGGAGGUAUUUGUGAAACCAAAUGCUGUUAGCUCAGUGACACCCACAAUGCAUAAUGCCGAUAUCGUCAUACCCAGGGGCCUUGAAAACACAACCGCUAUCGAGCUCAUGAUUCAGCAUAUCCAGAAGCGGUUGGCUCUCAAAAGCUCUUUGCAUCUUCGGCGACUCAAGGCGCUUGGACUCAACCCAAAGUAUGAUCUCGACAGAUUCAACAACUUGAAGGUGCUUCCUCAUAACAAUCAUACAUCAGGAAUCUACCUGAUCUUGUUCGACACACAAACUGAUCGUACAGACUUUAUAUUCUAUUUUGACCGCAUAGCCAAUUUGCUUCUUGAACUUGCGAUUGAGCAAAUUACCGCCUACGACGAGAUCGAUGUCAAUUGUUGUAAAGGAUAUACAUAUAAGGGAUUGAGACAGGCGCAAGACAUCGUUGCGGUGAGCAUAAUUCGUUCUGGUGAUUGUUUCAUGAACUCCAUUAAAAAGACUUUUCCAUCGAUAUCUAUUGGAAAGCUUUUGAUCCAGAGUGAUUCCCUCACGGGCGAACCCCAGUUGCAUACCGAAUCGUUGCCCAAAACAAAGGCUGGCGACCGAUUCUUUUUGUUUGAUGCACAGAUUAUCAGUGGAGCGGCUGCUAUCAUGGCAAUUCAAGUCUUGAUAGACCACACUAUCGAGCAAGAGAAUAUCGUUCUCAUAUGUUCACUUCUGACAGAAAUUGGAAUCAGGAGAAUCUUUAAUGUGUUCCCCCAAAUCACAAUUGUCGUGGGUCAGAUCAGCCGCAUGGAUAUUACUGAAUCAAGCCUGGGACUGAGCCUGGCAGUGGAUGACCUGGACGAUGAGGAAGCGGUUCCACAUAGAAGCAAGGUUGAACGCAAUGGAGAGGAGCACCUCAACAGCAAUUCACUGAAAACGUUGGGAAGCGUUCCAUUGGAAGGUGUCAAAUCACGUAGAUUUGCUGACACAGACUGGCCCUUCCGUACCCGCUUCAUAGACUCGUUGUACUUUGGCACUGACUGA